Messenger RNA from Chinchilla lanigera (long-tailed chinchilla), 9650 nucleotides. RefSeq names its product pappalysin 2 (gene Pappa2). Gene Ontology annotation, molecular function: metallopeptidase activity; protein binding. The record is from RefSeq and is a predicted model, not a curated record. The transcript is spliced from 23 exons. NCBI's taxonomy places the organism in Eukaryota, Metazoa, Chordata, Mammalia, Rodentia, Chinchillidae. Bases 1058 to 6427 code for a protein of 1789 amino acids.
UGCUUCUUGAAACCUUAUGAAUGGAUUACUAGCAGCUGAGAGCCAGGAGAGACCUAUAGGGGAUGCAAGAUCACUUACACACUAAAAGGGGGAGAAGAGCAGGCGGAAUCCUUCUUCCUUGCUGUUAUCCCUCCUUCCUGAAAUGAAUGGGACCUACAAGACUCCCAGGAGGUGAAGUCGAGGGCUGUCAGACUCACUUGGUUAGGAGAACAGCAGACUGACAACCAGGAGAACUUUACAGAGACUUAGAACAUACCAACAAGUUGGAAGGGGAUUAAAAAAAGCCUUCAAGAAUCAACAACCCUGAACUCCAAGCUGAGGGCAAGAAUCUAACCUGCAAGAGUGGACUGGAAGCUGGAUGGGGACCUGACUGAGGACAUCUGGAGAGUGAAAGUUAAGUACCAGCUUGGGUUUCUGUAACCCCAGAUUCUUUGCAUUUUUCAUCAAUAACUGUUGAAUUUUGCAUCUCUAUAUAAAGUUUUCCUAGCCACUUGUUUUAAGGUGAACAUAUUUUGGACUAAGGGCUACAACAAGAAAAGGUAACAUCUAGGGAAGGAAGAAGAGAAAGAAAUGAAAAUUAGCAAAUGAGAUUAUCUUGAAUGACCUUAGGUAGCCAAGGGUAGGUGUUUGUGAGUGUGUAUUUGAGAGAAUUUGGCUUAUGUCAUAUUCUUCUAGUAUCAGAGAGGGGAGGAAUUAUUGAGGAAGGAAGAAAAAGAAAAAGAAGAAACCUGAGCUGCUGGGAAGACAUUCAAAGGAAACAAGAGCAAUUAACUUCAUUCUGCAAGGACUAAAACAGAGGUAGAAGAGAAGUUAAAGGAGCAGAGUGAGGGGCGCAUACACAGUAGGAGCAGCACAGAAGCCAGGCUGCACAGUCUCCAUCACAGGUGGCCAGAAGAGGUACUCUUUUGAGGCUACUUGGAAAAGUUUGGCUUGUGAGCAAAACAGUUUCCCCGGUGACUGCAAGUCCACUGCUAAUCAUCUCUGUCUCCUCUCUCCAUCACUCUGGUGUGGUACCCAGAAAUUGACUUCUGGUUCCAUAGGGAGAGCUGUGGGAGGCAUGAUGUGUUUAAAGGUUCUGAGACUAAGCCUGGUGAUCCUGGCUGGAUGGGCGUUCAACACUACCAACUCUGAGCUAGGCUGGACUGGCAAGAAAUCCGUGGCUCAGAGGGGACACCUGAAACAGGUGCUGUCAGAAGGAGAAUAUUGUUGGCUGGGGGCUAAGGUUCAAAGACCUAGAGCUGCUUCCCAGCAUCACCUCUUUGGGAUCUACCCCAGCAGUCCUGGGAACUACCUGAGGCCCUUCCCUGUGGGGGAGAGGGGAGCUCAUCACGCAGGACACCGUAAAGCAGAUGCUGAGGGAAAGGCUGCAAGCCACGUUUCCCAAGACCUGACUGAAAAUACAGCAGGAGUGAGGAGGGAGGUUGAGCAGCCAGCUGCCCCGUGGGCAGAGGAUGGUCCUAUUGGGCAAUCUGAGCUGCUGGAAGAUGAUGACACUUAUCUUGGCAACCAGGGAUCCAAGGAGCCUCUAGGUGAGGCUGCAUUGCGGAAAAGCUUGGCCAGAGUCACCAUUACCACCUUUUCAGACCUAAAGGGUCCUGAAGCAGACACCCAGAGCAAAGGCUGGGCCAAGACCAGGCGUCCUCGGCAAGUGGUGAAGAGGCAGGCAAAAGAUAUGGCUGGAGACCCCAAUACCUCUCACUGGCAUUUCCAGGAUUGGUCUAAGGACCCCCUUACACACAGGGCUCAAAGCAGUCCAUUGGAGGACAGCAUCCAAAAUGGUGGAGGGAGCCCGGACUGGGAAACUGAGACCUUUAACCUCCAAGGAGGACUGCCUGUUUUGUACUUCUCUGGGAGGCGGGAGCGGCUGCUGCUGCAUCCAGAACUGCUGGCUGACAUUCCCAGGGAGGCAUUCACAGUGGAAGCCUGGGUGAGACCGGAGGGAGGACAGAACAACCCAGCCAUCAUUGCAGGUGUGUUUGAUAACUGCUCCCACACAGUCAAUGACAAGGGCUGGGCCCUGGGCAUCCGCUCAGGGAAGGACAAGGGAAGGCAAGAUGCUCGCUUCUUUUUCUCCCUCCGCACCGACCGCAUGAAGAAAGCCACCAUUGUGACUGGCCACAGUCGCUACCAACCAGGCAUGUGGACACAUGUGGCAGCCACUUAUGAUGGACGGCGCAUGGCCCUGUAUGUGGACGGCACUCAGGUGGCUAGUAGUCCAGGCCAGUCUGGUCCCCUGAACAGUCCUUUCAUGGCAUCUUGCCGCUCCUUGCUCUUGGGUGGGGAUAGCUCUGAGAAUGGGCACUGUUUCCGUGGACACCUGGGCACACUGGUCUUCUGGUCCACUGCCCUGUCACAAAGCCACCUCCAGCACAGUCCCCCACAUGCAAGCAGGGCAGAGGAGUUGGCCACCUUGGUCCUGACAGCCAGUUUUGAUCCUCUGAAGGAACAGUGGACACCUUUCAGGGAUGAGAAAUAUCCCCGGCUUGAGGUUCUCCAGGGGUCUGGGACAAAGCCUGAGAUUCUGUCACCUCUGCAGCCCCCACUUUGUGGGCAGACAGUUUGUGACAAUGUGGAGCUGAUCUCUCAGUACAAUGAGCACUGGCCCCUGAGGGGAGAGAAAGUGAUCCAGUACCAGGUGGUGAAUAUCUGUGAUGAUGAGGGCUCGUAUCCCAUAGUGAGCGAGGCACAGAUCCAGAAGCAGCACGAGGCCCUGAAUGAGGCCUUCAGCCGCUACAACAUCAGCUGGCAGCUGAGCGUCCACCGGGUCCUCAACUCCACUCUGCGCCACCGGGUUGUGCUUGUGAACUGUGAGCCCAGCAAGAUUGGAAAUGAACACUGUGACCCCGAGUGUGAGCACCCGCUCACAGGCUAUGACGGAGGUGACUGCCGCCUGCAGGGCAGCUGCUACUCCUUUAACCGCAGGGAUGGGAUCUGUCAUGCUGCCUGCAACAACAUGCUGAAUGACUUCGAUGAGGGGGACUGCUGUGAUCCUGAGGUGACAGAUGUGCGCAAGACCUGCUUUGAUCCGGACUCACCCAAGAGGGCAUACAUGAGUGUGAAGGAGCUAAAGGAGGCCUUGCAGCUCAACGGCACCCAUUUCCUCAAUGUCUACUUUGCCACCUCAGUGCGAGAAAAUCUUGCAGGUGCUGCCACCUGGCCUUGGGAGAAAGAAGCUGUCACUCAUCUGGGAGGUGUUGUCCUCAACCCAGCCUUUUACGGCAUGCCAGGCCACACCAACAUCAUGAUCCACGAAGUGGGGCAUGUCCUGGGACUCUAUCACGUCUUUAAAGGGGUCAGUGAGAGGGACUCCUGUGAUGACCCCUGCAGGGAGACGGUGCCAUCGAUGGAGACAGGAGAUCUCUGUGCCGAUACUGCCCCCACGCCCAAGAGCAAGCUGUGUCAGAUCCCAGAACCUGCCAAUGACACCUGUGGCAUCACCCACUUCCCAGGGGCUCCAUUCAACAACUACAUGAGCUACACAGAUGAUAACUGCACUGACAGCUUCACCCCUAAUCAAGUGGCACGGAUGCAUUGCUAUUUGGACCUUGUAUAUCAGCAAUGGAGUCAAAGCAGAAAGCCCACUCCCAUUCCUAUCCCACCCAUGGUCAUUGGUCAGACCCCCAAGUCCCUCACUAUCUACUGGCUGCCUCCUAUUAGCGGAGUUGUAUAUGACAGGCCCCCAGGCAGCACGUGUGGCUCCUGCUCUGAAGAUGGGACAUUCCGUCAGUAUGUGCACUCUGCUUCCUCCGCGCGGGUAUGUGACUCCUCAGGCUACUGGACUCCAGAGGAGGCUGUGGGGCCUCCUGAUGUGAAUCAGCCCUGUGAGCCAAGCUUACAAGCCUGGAGUCCUGAGCUCCACCUCUACCACAUGAAUAUGACAGUGCCCUGCCCUGCAGAGGGCUGUAGCCUGGAGCUGCUCUUCCAACAUCCGGUCCAAGCUGACUCCCUCACCCUCUGGAUCACUUACCUGUCCAUGGAUUCCUCCCAGGCACUGUUUGACACAGAGAUCUUGCUGGAAAACCAGGAGUCUGUGCACCUGGGCCCCUUAGACACCUUCUGCGACACACCUCUCACCGUCAAACUGCACGUGGAUGGAAAGGUCUCAGGGGUAAAAGUCUACACACUUGACGAGCGGAUGGAGAUUGAUGCUGCCCUCCUGACUUCUCAGCCUCAUAGUCCUUUGUGUUCUGGCUGCAAGCCUGUGAGGUACCAGGUUAUCCGGGAGCCUCCCUUUGCCAGUGGCUCCCCCAUGGUGGUGACACAUCCUCACAGGAAGUUCAUGGACAUGGAAGUCACACCUGGACAAAUGUAUCAGUACCAAGUUCAGGCUGAAGCUGGAGCAGAACUAGGAGAACCUUCACCUCCUCUGAGCCACAUCCAUGGAGCUCCUUACUGUGGAGAUGGGAAGGUGGAAAAGAGCUUGGGAGAAGAGUGUGAUGAUGGUGACUUGCUGGAUGCAGACGGAUGUUCAAGAGCAUGUAAACUAGAGGAAGGCUUCAACUGCGUGGGGGAGCCAAGCCUUUGCUACAGGUAUGGGGGAGAUGGGAUUUGUGAACCUUUUGAGAAGGAAACCAGCAUCGUAGACUGUGGCCUCCAUACACCCGAGGGAUACUUGGAUCAGUGGGCUAGCCAGGCUUCCUCCUCUCAUGAAGACAAGAAGAAGUGUCCUGUUUCCCUGGUAACUGGAGAACCUCAUUCCAUGAUUUGCUCCUCAUACCAUCCAGAUCUACCCAAGCACCACCCCUUUGCUGGCUGGUUUCCCUGCGUCACCAGUGGAAAAAGGCCUCAGGACGAAGGAAGUGAGCAGUCAGAAGGUAGCCUGGAGAAGGAGAAUGAAGUCUGGCUCAAAGUGUGUUUUAAUAGACCUGGAGUUGCCACAGCAAUUUUCAUUUUCUUGACAUCUGAUGGCCCGGCCCCUGGGAAGCAUCAGCAGCCAACAGUAACUCUGUAUCUGACUGACAUCAGUGGAAACAACCACUCUCUUGGAACUUAUGAACUGUCAUGCCAGCAUAACCCACUGGUUAUCAAUGUGACACCUGAUUCAAAUGUCCUCGCCCACCGUACCACCUCCGUGCUGCUGAAUUUCUCAUCCCAUUUGGUGGGCAUCUCAGCGGUGGCUCUAAGGACAUCCUCCCACAUCAGUCUUUCAGCUCCCAACAACUGUGUUCCAGAACAUGAGGGGCAAAAGCAUCAGGGACAGAGCUGUGUCCAGAGGCCCUGCGGGAAGCCGAUCAACUGUGUGCCACUGAUGCUUGAACACACGGACAUGGUGAACUGUACCUCUAGCAGCCCAGGUCACAUGAAGUGUGCUAUCACCUGUCAAAGGGGAUUUGCCCUUCAGACCAGCAGUGGGCAGUACCUCAGGCCCAUUCAGAAGGAGAUUCUGCUCACGUGUUCUGGUGGGCUCUGGGACCGGGACGUGGGCUGCGUGCCUCUUGACUGUGGCAUCCCUGACCCAUCUUUGGUGACCUACGCAAACUUCUCCUGCUCAGAAGGCACCGACUUCCUGAAACGCUGCUCCAUCUCUUGUUUGCCACCAGCCAAGCUUCAAGGACUGAGCCCAUGGCUGACCUGCCUUGAAGAUGGGAUAUGGUCACUUCCUGAAGUCUACUGCAAGGUGGAAUGUGAAGCUCCCCCUGUCAUUCCAAAUUCCAACUUGCUCCUGCCUCACUGUGUCCGGGGUAACCAUGAUGUCGGCACCGUCUGCAGAUAUGAAUGCAAGCCGGGCUACUAUGCGGUGGAAAGGACAGGGAGGAAAGUUAGGAACAAGAUCCUGAAGAUACAGUGCCUAGAAGGUGGGAUCUGGGAGCAAGGCAGCUGCAUGCCAGUGGAGUGUGAGCCUCCUUCUCCUGUGUUUGAAGGCAUGUAUGAGUGUACCAACGGCUUCAAUCUGGACAGCCAGUGUGUGCUUCACUGUAACCAGGAAAGUGAAAGGCUUCCCAUUGUCUGCACUAAAGAGGGACAGUGGACACCAGAGUUCAAGUUGUGUGAGAACCUUCAAGGGGAAUGCCCUCCACCCACCUCAGAGCUGGAUUUCCUGGAGUACAAGUGUGAACAGGGAUAUGGGAUUGGUGCCAUGUGUUCCCUGUCAUGUAUAAUCCCCCCUAAUGAUCCCGUCAUGUUGCCAGAGAACAUCACUGCUGACAAGCUGGAGCACUGGAUGGAACCUGUCAAAGUCCAGAGCAUUGUGUGCACCGGGCGGCGUCAAUGGCACCCAGACCCUCUCCUGAUCCACUGCAUCCAGUCCUGUGAGCCUUUCCAAGCAGAUGGUUGGUGUGACACCAUUAACAAUCGCGCCUACUGCAAUUAUGAUGGGGGAGACUGCUGCUCUUCCACACUCUCCUCCAAGAAGGUGACUCCAUUUGCUGCUGACUGUGACCAGGAUGAAUGCACCUGCCGAGACCCCAAGGCGGAAGAAAAUCAGUAGCUGUGGGACUGGACUCCUCUCUCAUCUGCCCUGGAGGCAGUCAGAGAGAGAAGUUUCUGAGGAAGGAGACAAAGGGUGAAGAAGGAAGAAAGGUCACAGAAUUCAGGAAGUAGACAGUGUGAAGGAUCUUUUCACAAAUGCAAGCGUAUAUUUAUAGGUGCCAACAAAUGCAUCCAGUAGCUCAAAUAGGGAAGAAUGAUAGCAACACUUUCUUUAAUGUGGCGAUUGAUUAACAGAGAAGGGAGAGAUGUGAUGGAUAAACAAGGACCCUCCUCCCAUCUGUAUUCUACUCAACCCCAUCCUCAGCUCUUGCUCUACUCCCCACUGUGUACCUUGUCAACUACUCAGCCUCACCCAGUGAGCAAACCAUUAUCAAAAUACUAGAAGAGAAGUUGCCAGGGUCACUCUGUUAAUAACCAUUUCAAAUGGGCUGUCAUCUUUCAGGGCUUGUCUGCUCUAAUUGGCCCUUCCCCUUUCUUUUAUGUAGUCUCUCUUAAAUAAUGAGGUUAGUUAUUAAUUCUUUAUAAGUAUUUAAACAUAAUUAUAUAAAUAUAUUAUAUAUUAUAUUUUUUGCUGUUUACUAAGCUAAAAAUUAUCCGUUGUUCCACACAUGCUGCUGUGAAGUUCAAGUCCAAGGUGGAUGUUAAGGCUUUGAGAACAGAAAGUCAAUUUCUCCUGCCAUCUUCUUAUGAGUAGGGAUUGGCAGGUUGAAUGGGAAAUGGAGAAAGAACCAGGAAGAGAUAAACGUGGAAUUCUGAAUGCUAACAUGUCAGCCAACCAUCUGUGUGACUUGGGAACCAGUCAAAAAGAUAGCAGGAGGUGAUAGUUGGAAUGACAAUACCAAGAAAAACAGAAAGUUGGGUGUUAGUGCCCCAUGGCUGAUGGGUCCAGAAGAACUAGAAAAUGAUUUUUGAAUAUCUACCAAAAAAGAAUUUGUUAACAUCUCCCAACUUCUUAGAACUCUCAGCUGGAAUUGGUGAGACCCAGGGUUUUCUCCACUCCCAUAUGUAGCUAUUCCAGGCACGGCUGUCAGCCCCCGAGUCAGUGAGCAAGUUUGCAUGAAGGUUCAUUCUCUGAGUACCUGGAUCAUAGGAGCUAACACAUUCUUCACACUUAGCCUGUGGUCUCUCUCCUUGUCAGAAGCCCCAGUGCCUGGCCAUCAGUCACAACCACAUCGCCAGUUGUUUAUUUUCUGAGGAGUAAUGUUUUGGAAAUGACAUGGGAGAAAGAUGGGAAGAGAUGAAAAAACAAGCAAGAGUGGAGGAGCCAAAGGAGGUCACAGAGAGGUAGGAGGUCAGGGAUAAAUCAGGGCUGAGAAAGAGCAUGGCACGAGUCCAGGAGACUCAAGUCCAAAGCUCCAAAGAAGACGUUUGAGCAAUGCAGGGUCUGAGGUGAAUUCUAUGCAAGAGUAAUGCAUACAAUCUGUGCCCCAGAGAUUUGAGUUUGGGCAAGCUCUGGAAAUACAUGGAGCAAGGGUGACACUCUGUGGGAAGAAAGAAGAAUUUCAGCUGUGUAGGAUCCAUUUUGUUAUCUUUACUCCUCAGUCAGCAGAGGGGCUGCACUAGAAGUGAACAGAUUAAUCCUUCCUCUCUCUGUAUCUCAGACUCAUUUUUAUUUUUUUGCAUGUGGUCUUAUUGCAGUCUUCUUGUAAGUUUCUGGAUUAGGCCUUAGGGGAAAAAAGAAAGGGUGCAACUUUGCACCCUGUCUUAUCAUCUUAGGAGGGACCAAUGAGCCUCAUUUCCUUCAACGUUAGUUCUCCAAUGGAAAACAAGAGCAGUAAAACCUAGAGCUCAGCUUCGAUCUCUCUGUGUCAUCUGCUCUUCACUCUGACUAGUUUUUCUACUCUUCCCUUCUACGUGGAAGAAAUGGCUUUGCAAGAAGGAAAAGAAAAUAUUAUGCAUUACCGACAAAAUAGUACCCACACUAUUCUGUAGGAAAGGAUGUUAUUCUAGAAUUAAAUUAUGAACAUAUGGUUUUACACCUUUUUAUCUGUACUUGCAGUGAGGACAGCAAAGUCACUGGGGAAAAGGCAGAGCAAAGUUUGCCCAUCUGAAAUCUCUUGCCCUCCAUAUCUGGCCAUAGGGGAAACUACAUGCUAACUAACAUUCAUUGUCUGGGUCACAUUUAGUGGCCCAGAGCAGACAAGAAGCAUUUAUUUCUGGGAUCCUAAUAGGACAUAAAAUGGAAAGGACAGUGGAAAAGUUUAGAGUCUCUAUUUUUAAAAAAACAAAAAUGAAAAAAACACAUUGUAAAAUUGUUUUCUUGGGGAACAAAUCCAAAUUCCUGGGCAUGUGUCAAGCUCUGCCUUGGGCAAUCCUGCCUCCGAUUGAGGGACGAGAAGAGCUCUCCUAGACAUUGCCCAGUUCAGGAAGGCUACGGGUUCCCCAAGAACACAGAACCUGUGGUGGGUGCCCACCCGUGUGUGUCUCUGUUCAGUCUCUGCAUAAGAGUAAGAAGGACCACAUCCCUGUGUUGUCCUUCAUUUUAAAAUAUCUUGCGCUGUACUGACAACAUGUGCAGUUCACAGCUGCUCUGGAAAAGACUAGAGGACAGUUCUUGUUGUGUGGGGAAAGCCCAUCAGGCUGAGAGCCACUCAGCUAGAGCUAGCUACAGACAUUCAUAGGUGGCAUGUUCUUUCAGUCCUUGUCCCCAAGUCCGAGUGUUUUGAGGAACUCAAGCCACUCACAAAGUCAAAGGAUUAAGACAUCAUGGUCACAGAUUCCAGGGGCAACAGCCUACACUUGUUCUGUGCAGUGACCUGUAUUCUUCUGGUCUUAUCCACUCUCAGAGCCAUUGAGGGUCUUUCCCACAGCUCGUCUGUCUCUUUGUUUCCAAUCUCUUCAAUCUUUUCUUUUUUCUAGUAAGUAAGGGGUCUGGUGUUCAUGUUGCCUGGGGGUGGCUGACUCUGCUCACUGGCUCUACAGCUUCCAAUCAAAGAGACACAGAAGAGAUGUCUCAGUGAGGAGAACUGGUAGCUCAAUGAAAUAAGGAAGCACAAAGCUAUUGAGGCGGGGGGAUCUCUCCUUCCCUUUCCUCCAUUACAAAGCGUUGGACUUGGCACUUCUGUGCGAUCGCUAUUGAGUGUGUCAGUUAGCACCCAAGGGGAUAGUUUGAUUGAAAAUAUAGUGAAAGAAGCUGAUCUACUGUAUUGUAACGUAAAACAGCUAUAGCCAGUUAUUUUGUAAGAUUAUAAGAUGUUCAUUAAAAAAAUCUGCACAUAAAA